AUGCUUCUCCUGGUGGAUUUCCCGGAGGACGGGAGAAGGAAAGCCAGGUGCACCGGAGAGCUGGAAUACUCCAGAGGUAGAUACGGCGCGCCGGUAUCGAUCAGUUCGAAAGCUGUUCUUAUUUCUUACUCACUCUACCUACUCUACCUAGCUAGCUACCUCCUCGUACUCAAUCCUAAACCUCCCACGGCCCUUCCCUCGAUCCCUCUGUAA
Morchella importuna is the source of this 213-nucleotide messenger RNA. RefSeq lists its product as uncharacterized. The record is from RefSeq and is a predicted model, not a curated record. The transcript is spliced from 3 exons. NCBI's taxonomy places the organism in Eukaryota, Fungi, Ascomycota, Pezizomycetes, Pezizales, Morchellaceae. Bases 1 to 213 code for a protein of 70 amino acids.